AUCUAACAAUAAUUGAACCAUUAUGUUUUCGGUUUUUCGGUUAAAUUGUGAACUUUUUCCAAAAUAUUGUGUUUUCUAAUGUUCAUGUUCGAUAUAUAAUCACUCGUCGUAACAGCAAACAAAAAAUUGGAACCCUUUUCGUAUUUUAUAAAUAGAAAAACAAAUUUUCAUAAAAUAAUGAACAGUGCUAUCGAUUUCGUAAAACAUUAAAAGAGUAUAAAAUAAUUAAAGCACGGCGCAGCUUGCUGCAUAGAUUAUAAUAGAUAUUAUUUAACAACACCUUGAAUAAUUUUAAGUGCGUAUUGAAUUAUAUUGAAUCUGAUUCUAAUCGGAUGAUAUGUGAGCUGACGAAUUUUAGAAACAAGCUACAACAAGAGCGCAUGGAAGGAAAUAAUCAUCGAUUUAGUUACGUUAUAAAUUGAAAUAAAAAAAUGGCAAAAUACUAUGAAACGACAACAGUAUUCAAUUUCAAAUGGGAUCAGGUGGCUCAAGGGUUUUGGCAUCGAUACCCCAAUCCUCAUAGCCAGCAUGUUUUGACAGAAGAUACACUGGAACGCCAUAUUCACGAUGGGAAAUUAUUUAGUAAACGAUUACUAUCAAAAACAAAUCACGUACCCAAAUGGGGUGAACGAUUCUAUAACGCCAAGUCAGUUAAAAUUGUGGAAGAAUCAAUUUUUGAUCCAAAUGAGAGAAUCUUCACCACAUACACUAGAAAUAUCGCAUUUACUAAAGUGAUGAGUGUGGUGGAAAAAGUGGUUUAUAGAUGUAGUGACUCUGAGCCGGGCAGAACAAUUGCUACUCGCUCAGCCUGGAUUGACUCACAGAUGUUCGGUUUUUCGAGAGCCAUCAAAACAUUUGGAUGCGAAAGAUUCAAAAAGAACUGCAUGAAAAUGGUCAAUGGAUUCAAUUUCGUUUUGCACUCUAUGUUUCCAACAUCAACAGCCGAAUUUAAUCCUAUAAUUGGAUCUAAUGCGCAACAUCAUUCACAUGUUGCUAAAGCAUUUACAUUGAAGGAAGUAGCUAAAAAGGGGUCAGAACAAGUCAAAGUUAAAGCUGAAAAUGCCAUUGGAAUAAACUCAAAUCAACAGUUAUUGAAUUAAUUUUUUCUAUAAAUCAUAAAUAAAUUUUCUUAAUAAAAUUGAUUCAAGAGAACACAGAAAAA
Messenger RNA from Sitodiplosis mosellana (orange wheat blossom midge), 1162 nucleotides. It is a transcript of the gene prel, whose product is annotated as protein preli-like. The coding region runs from base 432 to 1100 and encodes 222 amino acids. The transcript has 4 exons. Gene Ontology annotation, molecular function: phosphatidic acid transfer activity. The record is from RefSeq and is a predicted model, not a curated record. Gene Ontology annotation, biological process: phospholipid transport. Gene Ontology annotation, cellular component: mitochondrial intermembrane space. Lineage: Eukaryota; Metazoa; Arthropoda; Insecta; Diptera; Cecidomyiidae.